AUGAAUACUAAUAAUCAAACACAUCCUCAAGUCCAUGUAUUUAAUACUCUCCCCCUAAAUCAAUUUGAGAGAACUCGUGAUGGUGGCAAUACUGCAAUUUCCAGACCACAGGAAAUUGCCCAUUUUUCUUAUGAUGAUAAUCACGAGUUUCAUUCAGAUGAUUCUUCGAUUCGCUGGUAUUAUCCGCCUGAUCUAGGGACGGAUUUGAAUCGCGGAUUUGAAACGUUCCGUAAACAUGAUGAUUCUAAGGAUGAGCAUCUGGAAUCGUUGUUGAGGGCGUUGAUGGAGAAAGAGAAAACGACAAAUCUUAAGACUGAGGCCGAUAUUAUUACUUGGAGGGGAAUGAUGACCAAAAUUAUUGCGAGUUUGUUUGACUCUAGGGAUGGGUUCCAGAUGAAUGCCACGUGUUUUGAGGGGACAAUCUUUGUCGAGGAAGAUCAUCAAUAUAAAGUUAUGACCAGAGCUAGACAAGAUGCGCGACAGCGACCUCAAGCAGGAAGACCUUCAGGAGAUGCGAUGAGUUUUUGGGGAUAUAAGUUCGAAACUUUAUGUCUUAUGCCUACUCCGUGGCCAGAAACGUCUCGAGAUUAUAUCGAGAAUCGAGAUACUGAGAUUGUCAAUAACCAUGCCCAAUAUUGUUCCAUUGUAAAAACCAAAAUUGGAAGUAAUGCUUUGGUUAUUGGUGGAGAAGUUGACGGAAUAUACAAGGGAUCAAAGUCUGAGGAUGGAAAGUCUACGGAAUGGCUUGAGUUAAAAACAAGCGUGACUCCUAGGCAUAGAGGAGAUGAGCAGAAUUUUGAGAGGAAGCUUCUGAAAUUCUGGCUCCAAUCAUUUUUGCUUGGAGUUCCUCACAUCAUAGUCGGAAAACGAAGUCCUGAUGGAAUUCUUCAAAGCGUCGAAAGAAUAAACACUGCCCAAAUACCUGGAAUGGUAAAGAGAGGGGGGAAUAAUUCAUGGGAUGGAGAUAUGUGCAUCAACUUCGCGAAUCAGAUUCUUCAGUUCCUGAAAGCAACUAUCAUCGGUGAUGGUGUGUGGAAGAUUCGAAGGAGAGAAAAAUCCAUGGCCAUUGAGGUAUUCAAGGUAGAGGAAAAGGGACAUGGUGGUAUACUAUCUGAUGAAUUCGUCGAAUGGCGAAAUACACUUGAUCAACAAACGGUCCUGAAUUCUCAUGCCGAGAACAACACGGUGCAGAUGAACGGUCUGAAUGUCACUGCGGGAGAUGCACCUCAAGCCGCCCUGGCUGAUAUACCUAUGAGUUGA
Molecule: messenger RNA, 1260 nt
Organism: Botrytis byssoidea
Lineage: Eukaryota; Fungi; Ascomycota; Leotiomycetes; Helotiales; Sclerotiniaceae
Exons: 8
Coding region: 1-1260 (419 amino acids)
Biological process (GO): nuclear-transcribed mRNA catabolic process; NAD-cap decapping
Cellular component (GO): cytosol; nucleus
Molecular function (GO): mRNA 5'-diphosphatase activity
Source: RefSeq, a predicted model, not a curated record